UUUGCAGAAAUUCCUUGGUGCAUUCAAGCAAGUCUCAAGUUAUUUUGUUUUUUAUAAAUAAAUUUUUGGAAAAUAUAACAUUUUUCAUUGUUUAUAUAUGUUUUCAUUUCACAUUUCUCUAAUUAGCAUAAAUAUUUCUUGAAAAAGAGUUCACAAAUUAUAGUAAACUAUUAAACCGUAAAUCGGCAAAACAUAAAUGAAUAUAUAUAAAUCCAAUAAAAUAUAGUCACAUACAAAAAAAAAGCAAAACAUCUCUAAACAACGCAACAAACUCCAAUAGAAAAAGUGGACAGUCCAUCACAGAAAUGUGGAUCCAACCCAAAGAGGUUCUUUUGCCCGGAACAUUAUGGGUGGCCGAGAUGAAAUCCAAGUACUUUGUACUUCAAAAACGCCGAGGUCAUGGCGAAUCCAGAGGUCUUUCAUCUGUUUUGGUCGGAACGUUGGACAGUUUUUUUGAUAGACGGCCACCCCCGUAUCGGAUUCUGCAUCAGACGCCAUCUUCGGAGGUCUUUUAUGAAAUUGCAAUUGGUCUAACACUCGAAGAGAUAAUAAAAGAUUGGGAAUGGCUAGUCGAGAAUUUAUUCAAAGUUCUCAAUGAAAUGGAGAGUGAAGAAGAAAUAACUAACUUCACUAUUUGCAAAAUCCAAUCACUGCACGCUCACAAUACCCAAUCAAAUGAUGAUUCUGGUGAAACAGCAGAUUUUAAAGUUAUCGCUGCUAAAUUUCGAACCUACUUUGACAUGCCAGAAGAAGAACAAUUGGUCAAUACGUAUUCGUGCAAUUAUUUUAAAAAUAAAAUACCACGUCAAGGACAACUGUAUAUAUCGCUCAAUUAUAUUGCCUUUUACUCUUAUAUGUUGGGCAAUGUUGUUAAAUUCGCUAUACGCUUCUCAGAGCUUAUGAAAAUUGAAAAAACUGGAAAUGUUAUUUCAAUUAAAACCAUCAAUGACAUGCAUUAUAAUUUUACACUCUUUUUUGAUGCCACAGAGGCACACAGUUUGAUUGAACAACUUAAUAAAAUGGCUAUUGAGCAAAUGAUGCAGGACCCUGACAGUCCAAUAGUAGACCAUGAAGCUACUAUAUUUCAACGAUUUGGUAAAAAGACAUCGAAGAAGCCAUUCCUUCUGCGAGACUUAACAGUACGCCAAAAGUCCGAAGAGUACAGAAUGUACUUUAGACUUCCGCAAAGAGAAAUAAUGGAUGGAAAAAUAAAAGGUAAACUCUGGACUCCAUACGCUAAACGCUACGUUACUGGAAAUAUUUAUCUUUCCACGAAUUUCUUAUGCUUUAAAAGUGACGUAAUGGAUAUGGUCAGCAUAGUUGUUCCAUUGAAGAACAUAGUUAGUGCUGAAAAGAAAGACGAUGGUCCAAAUCGUCAUGAUAAUCAAAUAAUUAUCAAUACAAAUGAAAAUGUGCCCAUUAUAUUUGCACAAAUUGCUGACAGAGAUGUUCUCAUUCGGAAAAUCUCUGAUUUAUUAUCAAAAAUUAAUAUCCCAGUUGGAAGGGAACGGGCAAAAUAUGAUAUUUCAUGGUCAAAACAAGCCGCCCUAAUGCACACCUUUAAGUCUGGUUUAACAGAAACUAUGCAACGAAAACAAGAAGAAAAGAUAACGAAAUGGGAAAAUCACUUUCGUGAAUUUGGUCAAGGAAUUUCAAUGUUCCGCACAACAGAUGUGAUAAAUCUUAUAAUCGAGGGCAUUCCAGAUAAAUUACGACAAGAAAUUUGGUUAAUAUUUUCCGGUGCAAUACAUGAAAAAGAAAUGAAUCCAGGACUUUAUGAAGAUCUUGUAGAAAAGUCGGCUUCAAUGCAACAUUGCCUUGUACAUGAUGAAAUCGAUCGUGAUUUACCACGAUCUCUACCCGAGCAUCCUGCAUUCCAGCAUAAGGACGGACUUAGCGCCCUAAGACGGGUCCUACAAGCAUAUGCACUACGCAAUCCACACGUUGGGUAUUGCCAAGCGAUGAAUAUUGUUUCAUCGGUAUUUUUGUUAUUCUGUGAUGAAGAGAAUGCCUUCUGGAUGUUGGCAAGUUUGUGUGAAAACUUGUUGCCAGUUUAUUAUAAUGAUAAAGUUGUAGGAGCACAGAUUGACCAAGGAGUUCUCAAUGAAUUGGUACAGACCUAUCUACCAGAUCUACACAGUCAUUUGGACAAUCUUGGCAUUAUUAAGAUGAUCUCCAUAUCAUGGUUCCUGACAAUUUUCCUAAGUGUUAUUCCAUACGAGAGUUCUCUCCAAAUUAUCGACUGUUUCUUCUACGAUGGAGCCAAAAUCAUUUUUGUGAUUGCACUUCAAAUUCUCGAAUGGAAUCGUGACAAAUUGUUUUUGUGUAAAGACGAUGGUGAAGCAAUGCAGUUGCUUGGAGACUUUUUGCAUGGUAUUUACAAUCCUGACUACCAACCCUCUUUGCCACGUAAAAACCAAACACAUCACAGUCAAUCUGUACAGACGUUGAUUCAUGAAGCCUACAGCCGUUUCGGUAGUCAAAUAUCGGUUCAAAAAAUCGAAGAACUUCGAAACAAACAUCGCCGACUAACUAUGCGACAAUUUGAUAUUGACAAUGAAAAGACAAUGGUUAAAUUCCACGCUGAUAACAUGUAUUUUGAUAAGGAUGAGCUGCACAAGCUGUUGGCAAUAAUUCGCGAGGAGAAAAUGACUCCGAAGAAAAUUCAGCAAAAAGCCAAUACAGUUGGUGAAGCUCCUAUUCUUAUACCGCAUGCUAGUGGCGAAGAAUACACCUCACAUCUUAGUGUUUGUAGCCGAUCUGAACCGUAUAAUGUAGAUUUUGACACAUUCAGAGUCUUGUUUCAUGAGUUGACACCGUGGAAGAGUUGUCGUUCAAUCGACUUGGCAGAGAAACUGUUUAGAUUGACUGACAAAAAGAGUACCGGUAUUUUAGAGUUUUCACAAGUUAUAAAUGCCAUUGGCAUUUUGUGUUCCAGUAAAUACACAGAAAAAUUAAAACUUUUGUAUAUCUUGCAUCUGCCUCCAUUGCUGACCAAGUCUGAAAUAGAGCAAGCAAAGAAGCCACGUACUGCAAAGGGCGAAGCAGAAGUUGGAAUCGAAGCAGAGGACUUUUUUGGGUUUGUUUCCAAUUUAUACGAUUGGAUUCGACCCCAAAUUUCUGAUUACAACAUCUUUGAUUCCAGUGAUGAUCCAUCCGAAUCUAUUGAGGCCUUACCCUCACCAACUGACAAUAAUUUCGAUGAGUGUGAAUUUGGAUUAUUAGCUGCUGCAACAGGCGCCAAAUCCAUUGCACAACAAAAUUCGAUCGAUGCUGCAGAUGAUCGACCAACUCCAAAUCUCUCAUUACCAAAUUCUCAGCCACAAAACUCACAGUCGACUUUUUAUGUUGAUUUGCCAACUGAUCAGCUGGCCCAGCAAGGUCGAUUUGAAUCGAUUGAAACAUUUUCGGACAUAAGUGAUCUUGGAGCUAAACUUAAUCAAUUGAAUGUGGAAACAAUUUCGAAUUUUUCCCAAAUCACACAGAGCGAUAUGGGAAAUGCCAAAUAUGAAAAUCGAACAUCACGCACAGACUCAACAUCGGACACAAAAAGUCUUGGAAGCUUGAGGUAUUUCUUUGAUCAGCCUUAUGGUGGAAAUUCUCCGAAUAAGACUGUGCCCAAGAUGAAGAAAACAAACUUCCAGUUUUUGUGGCGUAGUUUGGUGGAGAUUAUUGGUGAUCAAGAUCAGGAUAUGAAAUCUGCAUAUGAGAAUCUAAUGGAAUUGGGAAGUCAAAAUCCUUGCAAUUUGAAGAAAGAUAUAAGUUUGGAAAGUUUUACUCAGUUAGAUUUUGUUGGAAGUAAUGAUGAGCCCGAUACGAAUGGAAAUCCAACAACUCCAAUGGAACCACCAUCAACCAGCAAUCUCUUCAUGGCUCUUGAUAAAGAACUGCGUCAAGCUGAUGCAGGCUUUUCAGCAUCUUCUGUAACAACACCAACAACUGCAACCGCCACUGAUGCCGAUCACUGGGAAAUAAGUAUAAACCAAUUCAUUGCCACUGUUUUGGCAGUGACGUCAAUUGUCCAAGCAUUCUACGCUCACACACCCAUCAAAGAGAACAUCGAACGCAUGCAGAAGAAUAGAAGAAAGUGUGUAGCGUCGAAUUACUAAACAAAAAACUAAUACGAGAACUGAGUCUUAUACGAUUCUUAUUUGAUGUUUUUCUGGUUUUGGUUUUGAGAAAAAAAAAAAAUCAUUUUUUUUUCAAUUCCUUGAUCCGCUGCCGUCGCAUCUAAAAAAGGUUGCAAAAAGUCGGAGUAGUUUACUUGCGUGAGAGGUAACCGAUUCAUAUGAAUGUUAUAAAUAAUUCCGUUCAUUGUGGCGACGGAUAAGUUUAGAAUUUAAUAUAGUUAUGAUUCCCAUAUCUUGCUUCCUUGACUUUUGGAGUCAAGGAAGAUUGGUAUAAGGCCCCAACUUGUAUAUCAUAAUCAUUUAAAAUUAAAAAAAAAAAAAACGGAAAUCUUACGGCAACAUCCCCCAACAUGGCAGAGGAUAAACAUAUCUGCCAUCACUAUGAACGUGAUUUCUUGUUACAAUUAUAUUUUUCGGUUACCUCCCAUGAAAGAAACCUGCUUCGAGCCCUUUAGACUACUUGUAUAAAUAUGUGCAAUCAAACGCCGCUAAUUUGAAUUUUUAAAAGCCUACAAAAUCGAACAACAACAACUCGUUAAGGAAAGCAUCAACCUUUUCAAUAUUGUGAAUGCUAAGAGAAAAAUUGUAUUUUUUUUUUUGUAUUUUUGAAAAUGUAUUCCCUUGUUUCCAGUUUUAUUAAAAUUUUAGACUAGACUAAUAAAUAAAUUCUACAAAAUUAUUAUAAUUAUUAUAUGAUAAAUGUAUCUCUAAUCAAAAUAUAAAAAGUUUAAACACAAAAUAAAAUAUUUUAACAAAUAUUUA
Molecule: messenger RNA, 4892 nt
Organism: Episyrphus balteatus (marmalade hoverfly)
Lineage: Eukaryota; Metazoa; Arthropoda; Insecta; Diptera; Syrphidae
Gene: Tbc1d8-9
Product: TBC1 domain family member 9
Exons: 15
Coding region: 306-4109 (1267 amino acids)
Molecular function (GO): calcium ion binding
Source: RefSeq, a predicted model, not a curated record